UCUCCCUUCAAGAUUUCUCUGAAUCUCCGCUGUGUCCCGUUCGAUAUCCCCCUUCCCAGAUUCGCCAUUCUCGCCUCCCGGACGAUGCUCCGAUCUCUUGCCAGGGAGUUCCAGCUCGUGGCCCCCGCCGCGUUCCGGAGGCGCCUGGCGUCCUACUCCACCGGAGAUGGCGGAGUUGCCGGUGGCGCGGCCGACGGCAAGAGGCUUGUGGGCAAAGUGGCCCUUAUAACUGGAGGAGCCAGUGGGCUUGGUAAGGCCACGGCCCAUGAAUUCAUCCAAAAUGGAGCCCAGGUCAUCAUUGUGGACAUUGACUCAGAGAUCGGCCCUCAAACGGCCCAAGGCUUAGGCCCCUCGGCCCACUACGUGCGCUGCGACGUGACGGACGAGUCCCAGGUGGCUGAUGCAGUGGAUGCUGCGGUGGCCCGCCAUGGGAAGUUGGACAUCAUGUACAACAAUGCCGGCGUGACGGGCCCAGCAUAUCCCCCGAGCAUCGCCGACCUCGAACUAGACAAGUUCGACGAGGUCAUGCGGAUCAACCUCCGUGGUGCGGUCGCCGGGAUUAAGCACGCGGCACGGGUCAUGAUACCGGCGGGCUCGGGGUCAAUCCUGUGCACGUCCAGCAUCAGCGGGAUCUUGGCUGGGCUAGGGCCCCAUCCCUACACGGUAUCCAAAUUCGCGAUCCCGGGGCUCGUGAAGUCAGCCGCCGCCGAGCUGUGCCGCCACGGGAUCAGGAUCAACUGUAUCUCCCCCGCCCCAAUCCCGACCCCGAUGUCGGUGGGCCAAAUAGCACAGUUUUACCCUGGCCUGACGCAAGAGCAGGUGGCCAGGAUCAUAAACGGGCUCGGGGAGCUUAAAGGGGCCCAUUGCGAGGACGCCGACGUGGCCAAGGCCGCCUUGUACCUGGCGUCGGACGAGGCCAAGUACGUGACGGGCCACAACCUGGUGGUGGAUGGAGGGUUCACUUGCUACAAAAAUUUGAGCUUCCCUUCACCGGAUCAAGUUGUGUGAUGUUGGCAUUGCAUUAACAGGUUCGUAGUCCCUUUGUUUUUCCUGUUCGUCCCCCCUCUCCUUCAUGCGUCUUUUCAUUAUUAUUAUUGUUUAGUGUAAUUAGUGAAAGAUGAAUGAGUGAUUUCAGUGGUUGACCUA
Messenger RNA from Eucalyptus grandis, 1146 nucleotides. Its product is annotated as momilactone A synthase. The transcript is spliced from 3 exons. The record is from RefSeq and is a predicted model, not a curated record. Lineage: Eukaryota; Viridiplantae; Streptophyta; Magnoliopsida; Myrtales; Myrtaceae. The coding region runs from base 85 to 1008 and encodes 307 amino acids.